GCAGCCGCCAAUGCUAGCUCACAGGUUCAGAACCCUCAAGUGGUAGAUGAUGAAGACAUGGACCCAACUCAAUACUUUGAAAAUAGGCUGAGGGUGCUUGCCACCCAGAAGGCAGCAGGGAAGAACCCAUAUCCCCACAAGUUCUUUGUCAUUAUGUCUAUCCCAUAAUAUAUUGAGAAAUAUAAAGGAUUAAACAAUGGAGACCACAUUGAGGAUGUCCAAGUCUCUUUGGUUGGAAGAAUUAUGAACAAGCGAACUUCCUCUUCAAAGCUGUUCUUUUACGACCUGCACGAAGAUGGUGCUAAAGUCCAAGUCAUGAUGGAUGCAAGGAACUCAGAUAUGGAUGAAGCGGAAUUUUCUAGAUUUCAUUCUGGUGUCAAGCAUGGUGACAUUGUUGGUGUCUCGGGAUUUCCAGGAAAGAGUAAAAGGGGAGAGUUGAGUAUUUUCCCUAGAUUGUUUACUGUCCUAUCCUAUUGUCUUCAUAUGUUGCCGAUGCAAAAAGCAGGUGUUGGUGCAGAUAAUGAUGAUGUGAAGAAAACUGGUGUUUGGAUUCCAGGACAUAUCAGAAAUCCUGAAACAUAUAUUUUACGGGAUCAGGUAUCUAGUAUAUCUAACCUCUUCCAGAAAUGCCCUCUAGCUAUUUGCUGCUACUCAUCGAAUCAGAUUGUCUUUUUUCAAUGGUUGCCUUGAAUUUCUUGAAUCAUAAUAUUUAUGCUAUUCACUCUGCAUGGAUCUUUCUAUGUAUUUCCAUGUCAAUCUUGUUUAUGCAUUAAAAUAAUUUACAUUAUUGCAGUAGGAGCUCCUCGUCUCUGGUGAAACAUUGUAAGGGGAUUUAGUAAACCUAUCAAAUGAGAAUUU
Telopea speciosissima is the source of this 858-nucleotide messenger RNA. RefSeq names its product lysine--tRNA ligase, cytoplasmic-like. The transcript has 7 exons. Gene Ontology annotation, molecular function: tRNA binding; lysine-tRNA ligase activity; nucleotide binding. The record is from RefSeq and is a predicted model, not a curated record. Gene Ontology annotation, cellular component: cytosol. Gene Ontology annotation, biological process: lysyl-tRNA aminoacylation. Bases 244 to 690 code for a protein of 148 amino acids. Lineage: Eukaryota; Viridiplantae; Streptophyta; Magnoliopsida; Proteales; Proteaceae.